This is a messenger RNA of Colletotrichum orchidophilum, 918 nucleotides long. RefSeq lists its product as uncharacterized. NCBI's taxonomy places the organism in Eukaryota, Fungi, Ascomycota, Sordariomycetes, Glomerellales, Glomerellaceae. Bases 1 to 918 code for a protein of 305 amino acids. The record is from RefSeq and is a predicted model, not a curated record. The transcript has 2 exons.
AUGUCGUCGGAGCAAGAUUAUCAAGAUCUAUUCGGUCCUCAAGCCAAGAGGGCCAAACGUGGUCGACAACAGCUCCAAACCGACAAGUCGGCGAAUGCGAUUCGGAUACGCGAUAACCAACGACGAUCACGCGCCCGCCACAAAGAGUUUGUCGACGAACUGCAGCGCAAAGUCCAGGACUACGAGAAGCGGGGCACCCAGGCUUCGUUGCAGAUGCAAAAGGCGGCUCGAGACGUCGCCUUUGAGAACUCUCGACUCGCGACCGAAAACACUCGAUUGCGCGCCCUUCUCGCCAGCCGGGGCGUAUCCAACAGCGAGGUGGACGCACACUUGCAAUCGUUCGACGACGAGGGCAGCAAGGGCUCGCCCAGUGCGUCAAACACCACGACACUCGCGCCCAUUCUCAACACCCCCAUCCUCCUCGAACCAUUACCGACCCAAUUGCCCCCGCUGCAGGAGCACUUUGGCAAGGCGGGCUUCUCGUCCGAGACGGAGAACGAGAACCUGGCGUCCCAAAGGAAAUUCGGAGACUCGCUGCUGCCGCCGGUGCUCACCCUUACCCCAACGUCCGAUGUACAACAGAGCUCCCCGCUAGAUAGGCUCGCCGUGCUCGCCGACGCUAGUCUCAACCGCUCCUCCUCCCAGGCUGGCCCUACCACCAACUCGGUCUCGGAACCGUCUAGGAGCCCUCAUCCCUAUCAUCGUCGGAGUGAGACACCUCCCCGUCCCUUGGAAUCCCAUCAGCUCCCACCGGCUGCCUCGCCGCUCGAAAUGUCUUGCAAUGCUGCCGCGCGCAUCAUUGCCGAUAUGCAAGGACACGGCGACGAUCGAACGACCCGGUUGGCUCUGGGCUGCGGCGCCCAGGAGGAAGAAUGUUUUGUUAGAAACACGUCUAUAUUUCGAAUGCUCGAUCAUUGA